Messenger RNA from Centruroides sculpturatus (bark scorpion), 661 nucleotides. RefSeq lists its product as uncharacterized. NCBI's taxonomy places the organism in Eukaryota, Metazoa, Arthropoda, Arachnida, Scorpiones, Buthidae. The record is from RefSeq and is a predicted model, not a curated record. The annotation marks the transcript as partial. The transcript is spliced from 5 exons.
UUAUUUGAAAGACAUUGUAUCAAAUUAAAAGAAGAAAGUUUAUAUACAACAUUCUUAGACCUACUGAAGGGUAAAAUAUCAAUUUUUGCAAAACAACUUAAUGAAAGGAAUGAAGAAUUAGUUAAAGAUUACAUUGAUAGAAAAUCCCAAGAAUUGCUGAAAAGAUUUGAAAAAUCAACUUCACCAAAUCACAUUCAAUUGCCUAUUAAUGCAUCAGAUUUAGAAACAAGAUUAAGAAAUGAAAUAUAUAGAAUAGAAAGAGAAUAUAAAGAUUUCCUAGACGAUUUUAUUGUUUACGAUUCAUAUCAUUCAGGACUAAAAGAUUUAUUGAAAUUAAUAGAUGCUGUGUGUAAGAGAAGAGAACAAGAAAAUGUUGAUGCUUUCACUCAAGUGGUAGAAAAACCUCUUUUGCAAUCCAAACAGAUUAUUUUAUUAUCUGCAGAUAAAUAUUCAACUAAAUUUAAGCUGAAAAAUUUUGUAAGAUCUCCAUGAUUUUAAAUUACAGUAGAGCAUUGAUUAUCUGACCCCCAAUUAAUUGUUACAACGAUUAACUGACCGUUGUAGUUGGCAAAUUUCAAAUGUCCGCUAGUGAUGUGGCACUACAAUAUUUGGCUAUGUCUUGGCUACUUUAAUAUUAUUUUUGUUAAAUUUUUGCGUGUUU